AUGGAGAAGUAUACUAAUUGGAUGGAUAAAGGUACAGGUAUUAAGCCUUUCAUUCCCAUCAAGUCACCAAGGGCGAAAUUUGGAUCGUGUAUGGUUUUGAUGGUUAAAGGAAUAAUUGUUUUGCCACUGGCACUGUUAUGGAUGCUUCUUCAACUCACUGGAGUUGGUUCGAAGGUACUUGGCACUGCCAUUAUGAAAUUUUUGUUUGGAUGGAGUUCACAGAUACAUGUUGAAGGUGUCAAAAGGAGUGAUAUUUCGAACAAGCACAUGCCUGAAGCUAAUAGGUUGUAUAUCGUGAACUAUAUAUCGCCGUUGGAUGGGAUUUUUCUUUCUUUGAUAUCACAAGCACCAGUAGUAUUGUUGGUGCCUAGGCGUGACAAGUUAUAUUGGUUCACACCAUGGCAGCUUUUCAAAUUUACGUUGGGCGGUGCGUUGGACAUACCAAAAGGCCAGCCACAUAUUGAAGAUCCAAAGCUCUUGAAAGCAGAUUCUGCCUUUUUUAUUCUGGCUGAGGGUACAACAUCUACGGGAAGGACUGUCCUCCCAUUCGAACUGGGGGAGGACACAUUUUCACUACUUACCAAGGAGGCGUAUAGCAAAGUCUAUCCUGUAAGCUUGAGUUUAACGGCUGCACCGUUAUGCACGCCAGUAGCCAUUGGGUUUUGGAAGUAUCUCAGCUAUUUGUCGGCACACAAAGUCUGCUAUAAGUGCAGGAUUAUGCAUCCAGUAAAUAAGGCAGAUCUGGCGACUCUACGUGUUACAUUAGUCGGGGGCGACAAGUACAUGUUAGUGGGUAAGAAUAUGAACCUUGAAUCUAAGAAGAAGUUUGUGAAUGUAUGGACUGCGGAAAACUAUCCUUGA
Messenger RNA from Eremothecium cymbalariae DBVPG#7215, 861 nucleotides. It is a transcript of the gene LOA1, whose product is annotated as lysophosphatidic acid acyltransferase LOA1. NCBI's taxonomy places the organism in Eukaryota, Fungi, Ascomycota, Saccharomycetes, Saccharomycetales, Saccharomycetaceae. The record is from RefSeq and is a predicted model, not a curated record. The transcript has a single exon. Bases 1 to 861 code for a protein of 286 amino acids.